UACGAAGAACAUGAUAACAUUAAUAGCAGAAACCUUUCCGCCCCCAUCAAUCACAUACAUCACUCAUCACGUGUCUAACCUCAACCUUGAUGGUUGCGAGACACUUAAUCGUCGGUGUUCGCACCGACGAUUACCUCAUUCUUGGCAGCUUACCACAACUACUACUGCGUCAUUUACCCGUCCCCUCAUACGACAAAACUCAAGAGGGCCCUCUCUAACCCAACUCCAUCUCAAUUACAAUUGCAGUUCCAAUUAUCAGACCAGACCCCAAAUCCACAAUCAUGAAAGUCGCCUUCUUCAGCACUAAACACUAUGACGAGGAAGCAUUCAACAAAGUCAAUGCAAGCCUCGGCUCUCCACUGGAGAUAACAUAUCUCCAGCCCUCGCUGACCAUCAAAACCGCCGCGUUGGCGAAGGGGCAUAAAGCCGUUUCACUGUUCGUGAAUGAUACUGCUGAUGCAGAGGUUGGCUCUCUCUCUCUCUCUCUCACGCGCUGUCUUGGGGGGGGGGGGCGAGAUAUUAAUUGUGAUCUGUCUGUAGGUUUUGAAAGCUUUGGCGGAGUUGGGGGUUGAGAUUCUUGCACUGCGCGUAAGCCCCCCCAAUUUCUUUUCACCAGACAUCCGUCCGACGUCAGAUGGCGGAUGUCAGAUGUUAGAUGUCGGCGUCAACAAGUUAUCAUCCUAACACCCCCCCCCCCCAGUGCGCAGGCACAGACAACGUCGACCUCCCCACCGCCCGCACCCUCUCCAUAACUACCCUCAACGUCCCCUCCUACUCCCCCCACGCCGUCGCCGAAUUCACCAUCGGGCUUCUCCUCACCUUGGUGCGCAAAUACCACAAAUCAUUCAACCGCACGCGCGAGGGGAAUUUCUCCCUCUCCGGGCUGGUGGGGUUCAAUCUCCACGGUAAGACUGUUGGGAUUAUUGGGACGGGGCAGAUCGGGUUGUUGGUUGGGAAGAUUCUGAGUAGGGGGUUUGGAUGCAAUGUUAUUGCGUAUGACCUCUACCCUAACGAGGAGAAGGCACAGGAGUAUGGGAUUACCUAUAAAUCCCGUGAUGAGGUUUUGAAAGAAGCAGACAUCCUCACCCUCCACUGCCCGCGCACGCCGUCGUCACAUCACCUGUUGAACAAAGAAACCCUCGCCCUAACCAAGCGCGGCGUCGUCAUAAUCAACACCUCCCGCGGCGGUCUCAUCGACACCAAAUCCCUCAUCCGCUCCCUCAAGACCGGCCACAUCGGCGCCCUCGGCCUCGACGUCUACGAGGGCGAAAAGGAGUAUUUCUUCAAAGACGGGAGCGGGGGAGUCAUCCAAGACGAUGAUCUCACGAGGUUGAUGAGCUUUUAUAAUGUGGUUAUUAGUGGACAUCAGGCGUUCUUGAGUAAGGAGGCGCUGGAGGCGAUUGCGAAGACGAGUGUGGGGGAUGUAGUGAGGGUGGGGAGGGGGGAGGUGGUGGAGAGGAGGGUGGGUGGGGGGGAUAAGUAG
This is a messenger RNA of Pseudogymnoascus destructans, 1483 nucleotides long. RefSeq lists its product as uncharacterized. Lineage: Eukaryota; Fungi; Ascomycota; Leotiomycetes; Thelebolales; Thelebolaceae. The record is from RefSeq and is a predicted model, not a curated record. Bases 656 to 1483 code for a protein of 275 amino acids. The transcript is spliced from 2 exons. Gene Ontology annotation, molecular function: NAD binding; oxidoreductase activity, acting on the CH-OH group of donors, NAD or NADP as acceptor.